UUCUCCAUCUCAGUUCCAAAACGCCAAGUUUCAGUCCCUUUUCUCUCUACUUUCCUUCUCUAGAUUUUCUCUGUAAACAAACAUGGGAGACAGUCAAUACUCAUUCUCCCUCACCACUUUCAGUCCUUCGGGAAAGCUUGUUCAGAUCGAGCAUGCAUUGACCGCCGUUGGCUCAGGCCAAACAUCUCUAGGGAUCAAAGCUGCCAAUGGUGUUGUUAUUGCAACUGAGAAGAAACUACCUUCUAUCUUGGUGGAUGAGGCAUCGGUCCAAAAGAUACAGGUUUUGACACCAAAUAUUGGAGUUGUCUACAGCGGCAUGGGUCCUGAUUCUCGAGUUUUGGUUCGAAAGAGUAGGAAGCAGGCAGAGCAGUAUCACAGGCUAUAUAAGGAAUCAAUCCCUGUCACGCAACUUGUGAGGGAGACUGCAGCUGUUAUGCAGGAGUUCACUCAAUCUGGUGGUGUAAGGCCCUUUGGAGUAUCACUGUUGGUUGCUGGUUUUGAUGACAAUGGUCCACAAUUGUACCAGGUGGAUCCAUCAGGUUCAUAUUUCUCAUGGAAAGCCUCUGCAAUGGGGAAGAAUGUCUCAAAUGCAAAGACAUUUCUCGAGAAGAGGUACACUGAUGAUAUGGAACUUGAUGAUGCUGUCCACACGGCUAUUUUGACACUCAAGGAGGGAUUUGAAGGGCAAAUCUCUAGCAAAAACAUUGAGAUUGGUAUUAUAGGCACUGACAGAAAAUUCAGGGUCUUGACACCAGCUGAAAUUGAUGACUAUUUGGCUGAAGUGGAGUAGUAGCUUGCCCUGUUUCCAUAAAACACUUCGAAGAAAAGGAAAACAAAAUUUAUGAUUCUGGUUUAUUAUGUUGCAUGGACUUUUGUUUGUGGUGCCCACCUUGCUGUUCAGCAGGAAAAGGCAAUUUGAUGUAAGAUUAAUGAACGUGCUGUGAAUUAAGGAUUUAUUUGAAACCUACCCAGAACGGUGAAGCAAACAAAUAUUCAAGAUUUUAACCCUCAUUUUAACUCUUA
Molecule: messenger RNA, 1023 nt
Organism: Vitis riparia (riverbank grape)
Lineage: Eukaryota; Viridiplantae; Streptophyta; Magnoliopsida; Vitales; Vitaceae
Product: proteasome subunit alpha type-2-B
Exons: 11
Coding region: 83-790 (235 amino acids)
Biological process (GO): ubiquitin-dependent protein catabolic process
Cellular component (GO): proteasome core complex, alpha-subunit complex; proteasome core complex
Source: RefSeq, a predicted model, not a curated record